Molecule: messenger RNA, 2246 nt
Organism: Sorghum bicolor (sorghum)
Lineage: Eukaryota; Viridiplantae; Streptophyta; Magnoliopsida; Poales; Poaceae
Product: casein kinase I
Exons: 14
Coding region: 456-1856 (466 amino acids)
Biological process (GO): peptidyl-serine phosphorylation; endocytosis; signal transduction
Cellular component (GO): cytoplasm; nucleus
Molecular function (GO): ATP binding; protein serine/threonine kinase activity
Source: RefSeq, a predicted model, not a curated record
CCUCCCCCGUCUUUUCCCUUCCGCGUCUCCUCUCCUCUCCUCCUCGUCUUCUUCUUGCCUCCCCUCCUCUCCCUUCCCCUCCCUCCCCCACCCGCCGCUUCCCGCCCCCGUGCCCUCGCCGCGGCGGCUAGGAAUUUUGCUCCGGGAAAAGAGUGUUUUUUUCCUCCCUUACCGUUUCUCCGGAUCCGGGUCCGCCGCUGUUUCGUCCCCCGCCGGUUUUGCUUGAUUUAGAUUCCAUUUCCGUUCGUUCGUUCUUGUCCCCUUGUUCGUUCGUUCGAUUGGAGCUAGCCGCUGCCCGGAUUCCUUGGUGCGCCGCCUGGAUCUGCCCUCGCUGAGCUCCGGCUGCCCUUAUCCGGAUUCGAUUCGCCCCCCGCGCGGUGCCGUUCCUUCCGAGGCGUGCUCGGAUCUCGUCGGAGUAGAGGGGAACGAGGCCUCGCGAUUCGCCUCUGGCCGAGAUGGAUCAUGUGGUCGGGGGCAAGUUCAAGCUCGGCAAGAAGAUCGGGAGUGGAUCGUUCGGGGAGCUCUUCCUCGCUGUGAAUGUGCAGACUGGAGAGGAGGUCGCCGUCAAGCUGGAAAAUGUCAAGACAAAGCACCCGCAGCUUCAUUAUGAGUCGAAGCUAUACAUGCUUCUCCAAGGAGGAACUGGCAUUCCACACCUGAAGUGGUUCGGUGUUGAGGGGGAGUAUAAUGUGAUGGUGAUUGAUCUUCUUGGCCCUAGCCUUGAGGACUUGUUCAACUAUUGCAGUAGGAAGUUCUCUCUGAAGACUGUGCUCAUGCUUGCUGAUCAAAUGAUUAAUCGGGUUGAGUACAUGCAUCAAAAGGGGUUUCUUCAUCGUGAUAUAAAGCCUGAUAAUUUCCUUAUGGGGCUUGGUAGGAAAGCCAAUCAGGUAUAUAUAAUAGACUAUGGACUUGCGAAGAAAUAUAGGGACCUUCAAACUCAUAAGCACAUCCCAUACAGAGAGAACAAGAACCUCACUGGAACUGCACGAUAUGCAAGUGUCAAUACCCACCUUGGCGUUGAGCAAAGCAGGAGAGAUGAUUUAGAAUCUCUUGGUUAUGUUCUUAUGUACUUCCUUAGGGGCAGCCUACCAUGGCAGGGGCUGAAAGCAGGAACCAAGAAGCAGAAAUAUGACAAAAUCAGUGAGAAAAAGAUGCUUACUCCUGUCGAGGUACUCUGCAAAUCGUAUCCAUCAGAGUUUAUCUCCUAUUUCCACUACUGUCGUUCGUUGCGGUUUGAAGACAAGCCUGAUUAUUCUUACCUGAAGAGACUAUUCCGCGAUCUCUUUAUCCGGGAAGGAUACCAGUUUGACUACGUGUUUGACUGGACCAUUUUGAAGUAUCCUCAGAUAAGCUCCAACCCGCGGAUGAGGGCAGGGGAAAGAACUAGUGGAGCUGCUGGACCCUCAAUGGAUAAGAUUGAGAAGACCCCAGGAGAAGCGUCCGGUAGAAGGAAUCCUAGUGGUUCUGUGAAUCCGAGUGACAAUUAUGCACAACGGCCACGUGAGACCGUAUCUAUGUCAUUAAAGGAAAUUAUGCAUAGCACUGACCGGUCUGGGGAAAGGACUGUGGAGAGACCACGUACAUCCUCACGUACAGGCAGUGCAUCCCGUAGAGCUGUUGCAUCAAGCAGCAGGCCAGCCUCAUCUGUGGAACCAAGUGAGCAGUAUAACCGGACAAGCAGAUUGUUCUCUAGCAACAGUGGCAGUCGUCCAUCUAGCACCCAGAGAGUUAAUCCAUCGCCAGGCGAGUCAAGGGCUACCUCCCUUUCACGGGCUGCAGUUGCGAGAGGCUCCCGCGACGAGCCACUCCACCGCAGCCUGGAGCUUCUGUCCCUCGGUGGUGGUAAAAGGAAAUAGUGGGAAGGAAGAAAGCGGGCAUCCGAGAGAAGGGAAGAAUGCUUGUUUGCGACUCUGUAAAUGACAGAAUAUCACCUAUUCGUCAACAGUUCCCCUGGGGCAUCCCAUAAUUUCAUAGUGCUCCGGUCUGUUGUACCAUUGCUUCAUAGAUAGCAAUAAUUCGUUGUUAAAUGUGUGCGUGUUGCAGCUGUUGUUGUUGCGUUAGGGCCAAGUCCUAGCCUUUGUGAUGAUUAAAUUUAGGGGUGGUCAAGAUUCACAUAUUUAUGUUUCUUCACCCCUCUCCUGGACUUGGCGACUUUUCCUCCCGAGACUAGUGCUCGUGCAUUUCAUGUUGAACUCUGAAUUUGCUUAUUCAACAGAAGUUGAUAAAAAAGAGACUUCCUGUGUAAA